Molecule: messenger RNA, 8569 nt
Organism: Sphaeramia orbicularis (orbiculate cardinalfish)
Lineage: Eukaryota; Metazoa; Chordata; Actinopteri; Kurtiformes; Apogonidae
Gene: col5a1
Product: procollagen, type V, alpha 1
Exons: 66
Coding region: 297-6191 (1964 amino acids)
Biological process (GO): extracellular matrix organization
Molecular function (GO): extracellular matrix structural constituent conferring tensile strength
Source: RefSeq, a predicted model, not a curated record
GCACUUGUGAUCGGAGGCGCAGCGGUGCAGGACAGUAGAGCAGAGCAAAGAGGAGAGAGAGGAGCAGUGUGUCCAUCCGUCAACCAGCUGGAGGAACACACACUAACAAACCCUUAUGGCUGCUUGAGAAAUAACGAUAAACCCCCCCUCCCCCUUUUUUCUCUUUUCUUUCUCUGGGACUUUUGGCUUUUUUUUUUCCUCAGUAUUGUCCUGACCAGAGGUUGUUGCAAGUCUAAUUAGUUUCUCCAAGUUGAAAAGUGAAUCCACUUGCCGUGGACCGUCUCUCUGUGGCGGUCAUGGAUACCCAUAUAAGAUGGAAAGUUAAACGGAGGAUAAGGGACGCCCAAAUCACUUUAGCGGUGAUUCUGCUUUUUGUCACAUCGCGAGCAAGUUCAGCGGAACCAGCAGACCUCUUGAAGAUUUUAGAUUUUCACAGUUUACCUGAGGGUGUUACAAAAACAACGGGUUUGUGCUCACAUAGGAAAUCAACACAAGGACCCGAUGUGGCUUACAGAGUAUCCAAAGAUGCCCAGCUCAGUGCCCCUACCAAACAACUGUAUCCAGGUGAUGCUUUUCCAGAGGACUUUUCCAUCUUGGCUACAGUGAAGCCUAAGAAGGGCAGCCAGUCCUUCCUGUUGUCUGUGUACAAUGAACAAGGAAUCCAGCAGCUUGGACUGGAAGUUGGCCGUUCUCCUGUGUUCUUGUACGAGGAUCACACGGGCAAACCCACCCCUGAGGACUACCCGCUCUUUAGAGGAGUCAACCUCGCUGACGGAAAGUGGCAUCGAGUGGCCAUCAGCGUGCACAGGCAGACCAUCACCCUCAUUCUGGAUUGUAAAAAGAAGACCGCCCAGAAGCUGCUCCGAAGCCCCAACCCCAUCAUCGAUACCAAAGGAAUUAUAGUGUUUGGAACUAGAAUACUUGAUGAAGAAGUUUUUGAGGGAGACAUCCAGCAGCUAAUGAUUGUAGCAGACCAUCGUGCUGCCUAUGACUACUGUGAGCACUAUAGCCCAGAUUGUGAAGUGCCAAUCAUUGACCAGCCUCAGCAUCAAGAUCCCAACAUGAAUAUCACAGAUGAAUAUACCACAGAGGAGGACAACUACUAUUAUGAAUAUCCCUACUAUGAUGAUGUGGAUGGCAAGCCAUAUGACUCCAAGGUAACGGAUGCAGAUAGAGUAGUGACCACAGUGGAGGAAGCUGUGAGAGGUGGUUCUACUGAUGGUAAAGUGGUGACAUCAGUCUCCACAAGCUCAUCCUCUGGCUCAUCCAGCAGUUCUUCAAGCUCUUCAGGUACAGCUACAGGCGGAGGGGAUGCCUACGGGGAGGAGACCAGCCCUUAUAACAACUAUGACGACUACGGCAACUACGAGACCUACUAUGAUGAAUCUACAGCUGCCCCAGAUGGCGACACCUCCCGCCGUGUAACCAUCACCAGCGUUGGCACAGGUGGCGACAUUGACCUGGGUACCGGGGGCAAUAUAGACUUGGACGCAGGGACCGGAAUUGAAAGGAGUGUCAUCACCACUGGAGGAGGAACAAUCACCAUCAAUUCAACAUCAGUUGGAAGUUCUUAUGAUGAUUAUGGUGAUGGAUAUGAUUAUGGUGUGGACAGCCAUUAUACCACUGGUGGAGGUGGCAGCAGUAGCAGCAGUACUGUCCACAUUGGUGGAGGAGGCGGCAGCAGCAGCAGCAGCAGCAGCAGCAGCAGCAGUUCUACCGUCACCAUUGGAGGCGGUUCUACCGGAGGUGGUUCUGUAUCUGUGGGAAGUUCUUCAACCACUGGAGGUGGCUCAGCUAGCGCUGGUACCGGAACCGGUGGAUCUGUUACCUCUGAAACUGGCCUGGGUGUUGAAGGUGAUGGAGACUACACAGAUCUGGAUGAAUUCAAGGAGGUGGACAUCACUGACUAUGGUGAUGGAGACGUAUAUGGAGCCUACGAAUAUGGAGACAUAGAAAAAGUGCUGCCUGCUGAGAAAGAUGAAUAUUAUGGACAGGUCGAUGGCGCUCGUGGCGAGAAGGGACAGAAGGGAGAGCCUGCUGUUAUUGAGCCUGGAAUGUUGGUCGAGGGUCCGCCUGGGCCUGAAGGGCCAACAGGUCUCCCUGGACCUCCAGGUUCUUCUGGCCCACCGGGCAGCCCUGGAGAUUCUGGAGAGAGGGGUCCUCCUGGUCGUCCUGGUCUUCCUGGUGCUGAUGGUCUGCCGGGCCCCCCUGGAACUGUUCUGAUGCUGCCUUUCAGAUUCAGUGCUGGAGGUGACUCUGGACAGAAGGGACCUGCUGUGUCAGCACAGGAAGCCCAGAUGCAAGCCAUCAUGCAGCAAGCUAGGCUGGCGAUGCGUGGCCCUACAGGUCCAAUGGGUUUGACUGGCAGACCCGGCCUACUGGGUCCUCCUGGUGUACCAGGACUGAAGGGAGAGUCUGGAGAGGCAGGACCUCAGGGACCACGUGGACCUUUGGGGUCUGCUGGACCACCUGGAAAGCCUGGCAGACGGGGUCGUUCUGGAGCCGAUGGUGCCAGAGGCAUGCCAGGACAAUCUGGACCUAAGGGAGACAGAGGGUUUGAUGGUCUGGCUGGACUUCCGGGUGAAAAAGGACACAGAGGUGAACCAGGUCCUUCUGGACCUCCUGGUGGACCGGGAGAGGAUGGAGAGAGGGGAGAUGAUGGAGAGAUCGGACCCAGGGGACUUCCUGGUGAACCAGGGCCUCGUGGUUUGCUGGGACCAAAAGGACCUCAGGGACCUCCUGGACCCCCUGGUGUUACUGGAAUGGAUGGCCACCCUGGACCCAAAGGAAACAUCGGACCUCAAGGAGAGCCUGGACCUCCUGGACAGCAAGGAAACCCAGGUGCUCAGGGACUUCCAGGGCCACAAGGAGCUAUCGGACCCCCAGGAGAGAAGGGACCAACUGGAAAACCAGGUCUGCCAGGAAUGCCAGGAGCUGAUGGUCCACCGGGUCACCCUGGAAAGGAGGGGCCUACUGGAGAGAAAGGGCACAUGGGCCCUGCUGGCCCUCAAGGACCCAUUGGUUAUCCUGGGCCUCGAGGCGUGAAGGGAGCUGAUGGAGUGCGUGGUCUUAAAGGAAAUAAGGGAGAAAAGGGAGAAGACGGCUUCCCUGGCUUUAAGGGAGAUAUGGGUAUCAAGGGUGACAGGGGUGAAAUUGGACCAGCAGGACCAAGGGGAGAAGAUGGCCCUGAGGGGCCAAAGGGUCGGUCAGGUCUUCCAGGAGAUGCAGGCCCUAAUGGACCAACUGGUGAGAAGGGUAAACUUGGAGUUCCAGGGUUGCCAGGAUACCCCGGACGACAAGGACCAAAGGGAUCUCAGGGUUUCCAAGGUUUCCCAGGUGCAAAUGGAGAGAAAGGAACUCGGGGAACAGCAGGAAAACCUGGACCACGUGGACAAAGAGGACCAACGGGGCCUCGUGGAGAGAGAGGACCAAGAGGACCAACGGGAAAAGCUGGACCAAAGGGUAACUCAGGAAAUGAUGGCCCACCAGGACCUCCUGGAGAGAGGGGUCUGCCAGGACCUCAGGGACCAACAGGUUUCCCAGGACCAAAAGGCCCUCCUGGACCUGCAGGAAAAGAUGGACUGCCUGGACAUCCUGGACAGAGAGGAGAGACUGGCUUCCAAGGCAAGACUGGCCCUCCUGGUCCACCCGGUGUAGUUGGACCUCAGGGACCAACAGGUGAGACUGGACCAAUGGGAGAUCGGGGUCACCCUGGACCCCCAGGCCCACCUGGAGAGCAGGGUCUACCCGGAGCAGCUGGAAAAGAAGGAGCCAAGGGUGACCCUGGUCCUGCUGGCCCAGCAGGUAAGGACGGCCCUCCUGGACCAAGAGGUUUCCCUGGAGAGAGAGGUCUGCCAGGACCUGUGGGGGCUCAUGGCCUGAAAGGGAAUGAGGGUCCUCAUGGCCCACCUGGCCCUGCUGGUUCUCCUGGUGAGCGUGGUCCUGCUGGCCCUGCUGGGCCUACUGGUCUUCCUGGACGUCCUGGCCCCCAGGGUCCUCCCGGCCCUGCUGGAGAAAAGGGUGGACCAGGAGAAAAAGGACCUCAAGGACCAGCUGGAAGAGAUGGUAUUCAGGGACCUGUGGGUCUGCCAGGACCUGGAGGACCUCCUGGACCACCUGGAGAAGACGGAGACAAGGGAGAGAUUGGAGAGCCAGGCCAGAAGGGAAGCAAGGGUGACAAAGGAGAACAUGGUCCUCCUGGUCCUACUGGUCCUCAGGGACCUGUUGGAGCCCCUGGUCCUGCUGGAGCAGAUGGUGAGCCUGGUCCCAGAGGUCAGCAGGGUCUGUUUGGCCAGAAAGGAGAUGAAGGAUCAAGAGGAUUCCCGGGACCACCCGGUCCAGUUGGUCUGCAGGGGUUGCCUGGUCCUCCUGGUGAGAAAGGUGAAACUGGAGAUGUUGGUCAAAUGGGUCCACCUGGCCCACCUGGUCCCAGAGGACCCUCUGGACCACCAGGAGCUGAUGGCCCUCAGGGACCCCCUGGCGGUAUUGGAAACCCAGGAGCUGUUGGAGAAAAAGGAGAUUCUGGUGAAGCAGGAGAACCUGGUCUUCAGGGAGAAGUUGGCCCACCAGGUCCAAGAGGAGAGCGGGGAGAGAAGGGUGAGGCUGGACCAGCUGGUGCUGCUGGACCACCUGGCCCUAAAGGUCCCCCUGGAGAUGACGGUCCCAAAGGCAGCCCAGGUCCAAGCGGGUUCCCUGGUGAUCCUGGCCCCCCUGGAGAGCCUGGUCCAUCUGGGUUAGAUGGUCCACCUGGUGACAAGGGAGAUGAUGGAGAGCCUGGUCAGGCGGGUUCUCCUGGACCCACUGGAGAGUCUGGUCCCUCUGGACCACCAGGAAAGAGAGGCCCCCCUGGAGCUCCAGGACCUGAGGGAAGACAAGGAGAGAAGGGAGCCAAGGGCGAGGCUGGUUUGGAAGGUCCACAAGGAAAGACAGGUCCUGUUGGUCCUCAAGGAUCACCUGGAAAGCCUGGAUCUGAGGGUCUCAGAGGUAUCCCUGGCCCAGUUGGAGAGCAAGGUCUUCCUGGUUCCCCAGGUCCUGAUGGACCUCCUGGACCUAUGGGCCCUCCAGGUUUGCCUGGUAUGAAAGGAGACUCAGGUGUUAAAGGAGAAAAGGGCCAUCCAGGUCUCAUCGGUCUUAUCGGACCACCAGGUGAACAGGGAGAAAAGGGUGACAGAGGUCUUCCUGGUCCACCAGGAUCACAUGGUCCCAAAGGAGACAACGGUAUUGCUGGUCCUUCAGGUCCACUUGGUCCUCUUGGUCCUCCUGGAUUACCUGGUCCUCCUGGUCCUAAAGGAGCCAAAGGGUCAUCGGGUCAAACUGGACCAAAGGGAGAAACUGGCACACCUGGACCUCCCGGCCCACCAGGUCCUCCUGGCGAUGUCAUCCAUCCACUCCCCAUCCAGGCUCCCAUUAAGGGUAGAACACGAAGGAAUAUCGAUGCCAGCCAGGUGGUCGAUGACGCAGCCAUGGACGCCAACUACAAGGACUACGAUGACGGCAUGGAAGAAAUCUUUGGCUCGCUGAAUUCCCUUAAACUGGAAAUUGAGCAGAUGAAACACCCACUGGGAACACAGAGCAACCCCGCUCGUACCUGCAAGGACCUGCAGCUCUGCCACCCCGACUUCCCUGAUGGUGAGUACUGGAUUGAUCCAAACCAAGGCUGCUCUCGGGACUCCUUCAAGGUGUACUGCAACUUCACAGCAGGUGGAGAGAGCUGCAUCUACCCAGAUAAAAAGUCUGAAGGGAGCAAAAUGGCAAAAUGGCCCAAAGACUCGCCAGGCACAUGGUAUAGUCACUACAAGAGAGGUUCCCUGCUCUCUUACGUGGAUGCUGAAGGAAACCCCAUCGGCGUGGUCCAGAUGACUUUCUUGCGGCUGCUGAGCGCUGCCGCCAGACAGAACAUGACUUACAACUGCUACCAGUCAGUGGCCUGGCACGAUCAAGACCAGGACAACUACGACAAGGCCAUCCGCUUCCUGGGCUCCAACGAUGAGGAAAUGUCCUACGAUAACAACCCAUACUUGCGCGCCCUGGUCGAUGGCUGUGCGUUGAAAAAGGGCUAUGAAAAGACAGUACUUGAGAUCAACACACCAAAGGUGGAACAGGUGCCUUUUGUGGACAUCAUGUUCAACGAUUUUGGCGGUCCCACGCAGAAGUUUGGAUUUGAAGUGGGCCCUGUCUGUUUCAUCGGCUAAGACUGUUCACUGAGCAAAUGGAGAAAAAAAAGCAUAUUUUGUUUUCUCAGAAAAAAACUAUUAAAAAGUAGGACAAUUCUAUUUGUAAAAAAAAGUAACUUUUUUUUCCAUAAAGCAACAAGUAUGAGUAAAAUGAAAUCAAGUUGAGAAUACGGUGAAAUUCAAUAGGAAUAGAGGAAAACAAAAUAAGAGCAACCUUGAAACCUCAGUGUGCCUUCUCCAUCACAUGCAAGUUUUGAAACUGGAUGUCAGAUCCUGCCUCCUACACCAACCACACACACACGGACACACACAAACACACACACACCCCUAGUCCAAUGCCAUCACACUUGAAUUAGACUCAUUGUUUUGUCCCAAACAACGAAGGCGACCCUGAGAGCUGCAGCCGUUUCAGACGGUCGCAGUAUUUGCCAUGGACUCCAUCUGAUUUGGCUCUUUCUUUUCUCUGAAGUUCUGUUCUCAUGUUUUCCUUCAUCUCCCUGGCUUUCUCCACUUGUCUUUUGUUGGUUUGUUUGCUCAUUCACUACGGGAGCUUCGUUUGUGCAUAAUUGUCUUCCCAUUCUCUUGGAAUGGAUCUUAUAUAUAAAUAUAUAUAAAUAAUUUUUAUGUUUGUAAGUACAUUCUGUAUAUUUUUUUCCUGGUAAUGUUUAUUGUUUCUGGCUUCAAAACAUGCAUGUGACUUUAAUAAUUGUGAGGUAGGAGACGAUGGAUAUGGAGAUAACAUCGAAAAAUUGUAGAAAUAAUAUUGAAGUGAGGAGAUUCGACCUUGUAAAUUCCAAAAAAAACAAAAAAACAAACACAAUUGGGAAGUCCUGUCUUGUUGCAGUUGUGGAGCACACCUUGUUGUAAUUUAAGAACAGAAUGAAAAUAAAAGACGAAAUCAAGCUCUGUGAUAUUAUGUGACAGUUGAUUUGCAAACAAACAAAAGGAAAAAAAAAAAGAAUACAUUCCUCCUCUUGUGCCCUCUGAACAUUAUGCCUGUUUUGGUGGGAGUUUUAACUUAAUAAACAGCUUCAAUUUUUUUUUUUUCCUCAAGUACUCAUCUAUCUGACUAUGCAAUGGGAGAUGAUGUCACAUUGAAUGAAACACAAAGAAAUCAAAACAUAGGUGCUAUUUUCUGUCUUCUGUGGUGCUAUGUAUUUUUCUAGAUUGUAUUGUUUGAAUGAAAGGAAAUUUUAUGGUGAUAAUAUUCCGUCACCAGCCGCCCCUUGACUCUCUUAACCGCCAUCACCGCUGAUGCAGGUGGAUCUUUGCUGCAUCCAUGUUUUUGGCGGUGUUUGCAUGCCAUUUCUCUGCAUAUCCAUUUACCGGUCAGCACAGCAUGUCGGCGUUAUGUUAUCUCCUGCUUCAGCGGCCCACACAAAUAAGAGAUGUGUCCGACGCUAGUACCAAAUGUUGGGAAGUAAGAAAAAGGAAAGUGAAAUGAUGCUGAUGGCUUUGCAUAUCAAUGCUCUAAGAUGCUGCAUUUUUUUUCUUUGUUCUUUUUUUUUUUUUUUUUUUUUUAAUUUUUUUUUUUUUUUUUGGCUCUUGCUGUUUGCUGGUAUGUGCCGUGGAUGAUCAUCUGUGCUACAUCAGACCUAUGGAGAUGAGGAGUGGACAUGUUUUGAUUGGGCCAAAUCAUCCAAACGGAGAAAGGUCCGAAGUAAAAAAAAAAAGAAAAUAAUUGUUCGGUAUUUGAAACCCUAAACUCUUCCACCAAAGGUUUUCGUGUAUAUUUUUUAGUUUUACGUGCCAAAAUGGCUUGGAAUCUAUUUUUAUAUGGGGAACAAAAGUAAAAGAUUUGUACUUGUUUUCUUGAUUUUAACACAGUAGAACUCACCGAAUUAGCCAGAUGAAAAGACUUUACUCGUGCAACAUCAGACUUGCUUGUUGGCCUGUUAUUUUUGCCCUUAAUGUAAUUAUGCUCUUUGUUCAGACUAUGCACUCUCUUUGCUUAUGACCACUAGUAUCUACCAGAGGAUUUUUUUUUUUUUUACAGACCCCACUCCAUACAUAGGUUUGUUUUGUUUUCCUUUAAAAAAAAAAAAGAAAAAGAAAAAAAAAAUCUUCAAAUAUGUGACUUGAACCAUUUCUGUUAAGAUAAACUCAAUAUGCUUGUAGAUCUUUGGCUUUAUUUCUUAUUGUGAUGCAGUACGCCAAAAUUUAACACCUUUGCUCUCAAUAAAAGGAAAAGGACAAAACACAUUUUUGUAAAUUUCUAGAACCAGCAGUGAGGCUGCCAUUGUUUUGUUUGUUUUUGUUUGUUUUUGUUUUUUUGUUUUUGUAGAUUUCCGUUUUUGUCUGUCUUUGUUUGUUUCCAUGGUCUUGUCAAACCUGUGUAAGGAUAAGAGGAUAGAAGAUAUAUUGGUUUUUAUGUCAAUAAAUUCAAGUUUACUGUG